Messenger RNA from Lytechinus pictus (painted urchin), 1548 nucleotides. Its product is annotated as mitochondrial 2-oxodicarboxylate carrier-like. Gene Ontology annotation, biological process: transmembrane transport. The transcript is spliced from 9 exons. NCBI's taxonomy places the organism in Eukaryota, Metazoa, Echinodermata, Echinoidea, Temnopleuroida, Toxopneustidae. The record is from RefSeq and is a predicted model, not a curated record. The coding region runs from base 191 to 1075 and encodes 294 amino acids.
UCAGCCAUAGAGAUGUACCGUACUAAUUAUUAGUACCGGUAUACAUCUCUAUGAUCUCAGCUCACUCUGGCAUAGACGGCUUGGCAAGAAAAGCCUAGCAGUGAUGCACUUGUAGUACUUAUUAGAUGUUGCAAUAUCAACUGAAUCGCGUGUGCUUCUUGUCAGAGAGAGAGAGAGAGAGUAAAGAAACAUGGGAAGGCUAAAGGAGGCUGGACAGCAGAUAACGGCAGGAGGCUCGGCAGGUCUUGUUGAAGUCAGUAUCAUGCAUCCACUUGAUGUGAUCAAAACAAGGUUUCAGAUUCAAGGUGCACCUAACAGCACAAUGAAGUACAAUGGAAUGUGGGAUUGUGUUAAACAGAUGACCAGGACAGAAGGAACCCUGUCCCUGUACAAAGGUAUAUUACCUCCCAUUAUGGCAGAGACUCCUAAAAGGGCCACUAAGUUCUUCACUUUUGAACAGUAUAAAAAGAUAUUCCUCUUUGGAAGUUCCUCACCAACUGCGCUGACAUUCACUCUUGCAGGGCUUUGCUCAGGGUUGACUGAGGGAGUACUAAUCAAUCCAUUUGAAGUGGUGAAAGUAAGGUUACAGGCUGAUCAAAAUACAUUCAAAAAGCAACCGAGUGCAUUUGGAAUGGCAAGACAUGUGAUAAGAACAGAUGGAUUUGGUUCCGAUGGUCUCUUUAGAGGACUCACAGCUACAUUGGGUAGACAUGGUGUCUUUAAUAUGAUCUAUUUUAGUUUCUAUCACAAUAUCAAGGAUUUAAUACCAUCCUCACAGGAUCCACGACUAGAGUUUGGGCGUAAGUUUGUAAUUGGUUUGAUGGCUGGUUGCCUAGGAUCUACAAUCAAUAUUCCAUUUGAUGUUGCUAAGAGUAGAAUACAAGGGCCACAGCCUGUUCCAGGUGAAGUCAAGUAUAAAGGAUGCUUUAGGACUAUAGCUAUGGUGUAUCGAGAAGAAGGAUUCUUUGCUCUCUAUCGUGGCCUUCUACCAAAGAUAAUGAGACUUGGACCAGGAGGAGCUAUCAUGUUACUAGUAUAUGAUCAUGUUUACACUUGGCUCAAGCAAAACACAUAACAUGCACUUCAGUAAAGGGUUUGUUCACUCACAAGUUUAUGGCUUCCAGUAGUUGGCUUGAUUUAUUGUAAAUUUUGUUGCCGUGGUAAAAUAGUUUUUUGUCGAUUUACAUGUCUGCAAACGCCUACCUCAUCAAGUCUUGCAGACAUGGUUUGUUGCACUGAGUGAAUACAUACAUGUACGUAUACAGGUACAUAGCAAAGAUUACUGCCAACCUUCAAUACAGUUGUUAUGUGGUGAAACCCUCUCAUGAAAACCACAAAAGCCUGUGAAAGUUGACCUUGAUGUCAGCAGAAGCAGCCAUCAUUGGUCAACAAGCAAUCUAACCAUGUUGAGGUGUGGUAAAAGUUUAUAUCUGGCCAGGGUUAGGUCAAUUAAACAUGUAUACAUGUACAUUCCUUUUCCAUUUGAUGAGUACUUUAAGUACUGGUAAAUAAUUGGUGACUCCAUGUACUAAUUACAUUCAUCUGAUU